This is a messenger RNA of Dendronephthya gigantea, 1745 nucleotides long. Its product is annotated as monocarboxylate transporter 10-like. Gene Ontology annotation, biological process: transmembrane transport. Bases 308 to 1684 code for a protein of 458 amino acids. The transcript is spliced from 5 exons. Gene Ontology annotation, molecular function: transmembrane transporter activity. The record is from RefSeq and is a predicted model, not a curated record. NCBI's taxonomy places the organism in Eukaryota, Metazoa, Cnidaria, Anthozoa, Malacalcyonacea, Nephtheidae.
AUUGACUAUUAAGAAUCAAACCCAGCAGCAACACUAAUUUUGCCGACAAAAAUAACUGGAAACGCUCUCAACUUCGAACUGCAAUUUAACAGACACUCUGUGAGGUCCAAGCGGAAUUUAGCUCAAUUAAGUGCGUUGGGCUGGAAGAGUGUCACGAAUACGUGUAAAAAAAUAAAAAUGAUGGAAAUUUUAGCCACAUUGUGACCUUCCAUCCUGCUGUGAACAUUCCUUAUGAAAGAACAGCGACCGCAUAAAGACAAUCGAUAAUAUUUCGUUGUCGGAGGACCUAUUGCAAGGUCUUUAAAACAUGACAAGUACAGAGCAAGAAAAACUGAGGGAUGCCAGAGACAGAGUCAUGAUCGACACAGAUGAAUUUGCUUUCUCCACAGUAAAAGAUAGUGGAUUUGCAUGGCUAGUGUGCGGAGCAGCGUUUUGCACGCUUUUUGUGACGCUUGGCAUUCAUUAUAGUUGUGGCGUCGUCUUUGUGGCUUUACUCGAUUCCUUUGGAGAAAGCAAGGCUAAGACUGCUUGGGUACAGUCGAUCAGUCAGUUCAUGCUGUUCUUCUUCUGUCCGCUGUCAAGCCUGUUAACAGAGCGGUACGGGGCCCGGGCGGUGACGAUGUCGGGUGGAAUACUAAUGAGCGUUGGUUUGCUGUCGAGCUCAUUCGCAAACCAACUGAAUGUUCUAUAUCUUACAUAUGGAGUGAUAUUCGGCUUAGGUACAGCACUGGCCUACCUACCAACGCUUGUGAUGGUUGGCGAAUAUUUCGAGAAACGGCGCUCGCUUGCUACAGGGAUAGCGACUUGUGGCAGUAACACUGGAGCCUUUUCAUUGGCUAUCCUGCAGGAAGUUAUGCUGAAAAAUCACGGCUGGAGGAACGUGUUUCGUUUCAAUGGUGGUUUUGCGCUAUUAGUCAUUAUAUGUGGAAUUAUAUUUAGGCCCAUCAUUCCAGUGACCACACGCGAUUCUACUCUGAUUUCAAAUGGAAAUUUUAUGAAGAAAGUAGCAUUGCUUUUGCGAAAAAGGAAGUUCUUGUUAUGGUGUGUUUCCAGCUCAGCUGGAACAUUUGGGUAUUUCAUUCCACAUGUUCACUUGAUUCGUUAUGCCGAAGAGAACAAUGUGAGCUUACAAAAUGCAACUCUACUUAUAACAUUCAUGUCCGCUGGCUCGGCAGUCGGCAAGCUUUUUUAUGGCAAAGUUUCCGAUUAUUUUCAAGCGCAUACCCAGUCCAUAUACGUGAUCUCCAUGUUUAUAUCUGGACUGUGUUCCAUACUGUUCUCUUUUGUAUCAACAUCCUAUGUGGGCCUGGUUAUAUACGUCGUGUUGUUUGGACUGCUGGAUGGUUCUUUUAUAGGACUUAUGUCUAUUAUGACCCUCAAGUGUGUUGGUUCGGUGGAAUUGAUGUCACACAGUUGGGGUAUCUCGCUCAUGUUCAUGUCCUGUUCCAUGGUCGUGGGUCCCCCCACUGUGGGCUGGUUAAGAGAAUUAGGUAUAUCAUACAGAAGUUUAUUUUAUCUAACCGGAGGUCCGAUGAUAUUGGGAGCUCUGGUACUUCUGCCAACAAUAUGGAUGAACGAUAGCGACUCAUUUCAGGACAAUAGCCUGGUGCUCAUGAACGAGCCAGUUAUACCUCGGACGGACUCCCAACAUCAUAUUGAAAUUCAAAUGUUAACUGUCCUAUGAACUUUGGGGGCUUUGUAAAUAUGAAAAUUAUUGUCUAAUUUAAAAUUUUUUUGUAUAUUCA